Messenger RNA from Musa acuminata AAA Group (dessert banana), 1549 nucleotides. RefSeq names its product formate dehydrogenase 1, mitochondrial. NCBI's taxonomy places the organism in Eukaryota, Viridiplantae, Streptophyta, Magnoliopsida, Zingiberales, Musaceae. The transcript is spliced from 6 exons. Gene Ontology annotation, cellular component: chloroplast; mitochondrion. The record is from RefSeq and is a predicted model, not a curated record. Bases 164 to 1315 code for a protein of 383 amino acids. Gene Ontology annotation, molecular function: formate dehydrogenase (NAD+) activity; oxidoreductase activity, acting on the CH-OH group of donors, NAD or NADP as acceptor; NAD binding.
UUCCUCCUUGCAUAUUUGCCCGACACGUGUUCUCUUCUGCCGUUUGGCUUCCCUGAACUCUCUCUUGCUCUCACAAGUCUACUAGUCCUAUAUACAGUGACUUCACCUCUUCGCUGACUCUCCCGUCUCCGUUCCGAUCUCUCGUCUCGAUCGCAAUAGGCCGAUGGCGAUGCUGAGGGCGGCGAAACACGCGAUGAGAUCCCUGGGUUCUACGGCACCCGAGGCGGCUCCUUUCUCAAGGAUGCUUCAUGCUUCUCCCGGAAGCAAGAAGAUCGUCGGAGUAUUCUACAAAGCCAAUGAGUAUGCUUCGUUGAACCCCAAGUUCGUAGGGUGCGUCGAGGGAUCCUUGGGCAUUCGGGACUGGCUGGAAUCUCAAGGCCACCAAUACAUUGUCACUGAUGAUAAAGAGGGCCCAAAUUGUGAGCUUGAGAAGCAUAUUCAUGAUAUGCAUGUUCUGAUAACAACCCCAUUUCAUCCGGCUUAUGUUACCGCGGAGAGGAUAAAGAGGGCUAAAAACUUGCAACUUCUUCUCACUGCUGGAAUUGGCUCAGACCACAUUGAUCUGAAAGCUGCAGCGGAGGCUGGAUUGACUGUAGCAGAGGUCACCGGAAGCAAUGUGGUCUCUGUUGCAGAAGAUGAGCUCAUGCGAAUUCUCAUUCUUGUCCGAAACUUCGUUCCCGGUUAUCUUCAGGUGAUUAAAGGUGAUUGGAAUGUAGCAGGAAUCGCAUACAGAGCAUAUGAUCUGGAGGGCAAGACUGUUGGAACUGUUGGUGCUGGCCGAAUUGGAAAGCUUUUGCUCCAGCGUUUGAAGCCCUUCAACUGCAAUCUGCUCUAUUAUGACCGGAUUAAGAUGGACCCUGCACUGGAGAAAGAGAUAGGGGCAAAGUUUGAGGAAGAUCUUGACACAAUGCUUCCUAAAUGCGACAUUAUUGUUAUAAACACACCUCUUACAGAGAAAACCAGAGGAAUGUUUAACAAGGAGAGGAUUGGAAAGCUGAAGAAGGGAGUUCUUAUCGUGAAUAACGCUCGAGGCGCUAUCAUGGACACUCAAGCAGUUGCUGAUGCUUGCUCCAGUGGGCACAUUGCAGGUUACAGCGGCGAUGUCUGGAAUCCACAGCCAGCUCCCAAAGAUCAUCCAUGGCGGUACAUGCCAAACCAGGCAAUGACACCCCACAUUUCUGGAACUACCAUCGACGGCCAACUGAGGUAUGCUGCUGGAGUGAAGGACAUGCUGGAUUGUUACUUCAAAGGACAGGAAUUCCCAGCCCAAAACUACAUUGUGAAGGAGGGAAAGCUAGCGAGCCAGUACCAGUGAUGAUACACCUCUCUUCUGCACCGGGAAGCUUUCAUGUGAAUCAUCGUGUUGGUUUAUCGUAAUAAACCAUGUAGUGUGCUACAUGGGUUGCGUUCCAAUUCGCGAAGUGUUCAUUUCAGUGUAUCGAACUCUCCUCUUGUGCUAGCUACUACAAAUCCUUGUAAUGGCUAUUGUUCUGGUUUCUCUGAGUCCUACUCUAGCAGUUCCACAAUAACAGAACACCAUUGUAGACAA